Messenger RNA from Suncus etruscus (white-toothed pygmy shrew), 384 nucleotides. RefSeq names its product leucine rich single-pass membrane protein 1 (gene LSMEM1). The transcript has 3 exons. The coding region runs from base 1 to 384 and encodes 127 amino acids. The record is from RefSeq and is a predicted model, not a curated record. Lineage: Eukaryota; Metazoa; Chordata; Mammalia; Eulipotyphla; Soricidae.
AUGAACCAUUCUUUCCAGGACAGUGGCUCUGAUGGCAUUCUUGAAGAGAGAAAACUUUACGUUGUGAAUUCCUUAAACGACUUGCACAAACUCACCCUCAGUCCUGGUGGAUCACAGCAGCUCUUCUCUCUAGAGGAGAAAAUCCCUGUUAGAAGAAGCUCAGGACACAGAAGAUCUGGCCUGCUUCUUGUGGGGCUGAUCCUUGUGUUGAUUGUCAGCCUGGCACUGGUCUCCUUUGUGAUCAGUCUCAUAGUUCAAACUGGAAACCAGAUGGAUGAUGUAUCAAGAAGACUCACAGCUGAGAAAAAGGACAUAGAUGACCUUAAGCAACUCAACAGCCUAAUCAUAAAGUUACUCAACCAAUUGGACUCUGAACAGAACUAA